AUGAAUUCACCUGAUCCUUGGAACCCACCAGAAACACAGUUUUGCUUUGCUUUUAUUAACAAUUCGUGCCCUAAAAACGUGAGACCCGUGUUCAGUGUGUUCGCCAUGUAUGUGGUCAUGAUUGGGGCUAUCGUCAUGACCAUGCUGGGCAACAUAGUUGUCAUCAUUUCUAUUGCCCAUUUCAAGCAACUCCAUUCCCCAACCAACUUCUUGAUCCUCUCUAUGGCCACUACCGACUUUUUGCUGAGCUGUGUGGUCAUGCCCUUCAGCAUGAUCAGAUCCAUUGAAUCCUGCUGGCAUUUUGGAGACCUCUUCUGCAGAGUGCACAGCUGCUGCGAUAUCAUGCUCUGCACCUCCUCCAUUUUCCACCUCUGUUUCAUCUCAGUUGACCGCUACUAUGCUGUUUGUGAUCCUUUACAUUAUGUCACCAAAAUUACCAUUCCUGUCAUAGAGGUGUUUUUACUUAUCAGUUGGUCUGUCCCUCUCUUUUUUGCCUUUGGCUUGGUGUUUUCAGAAUUAAAUUUAAUUGGCGCUGAAGAUUUUGUUGCCGCCAUGGACUGCAAAGGUUUGUGUGUGCUAAUAUUUAAUAAGCUCUGGGGUGUGCUGGCCUCCCUUAUAGCAUUCUUUCUCCCUGGCACAGUAAUGAUGGGCAUCUAUCUACAUAUCUUCACAGUCGCCAGGAAGCAUGCCCAGCAAAUCGGCACAGGUCCGAAAGUGAAGCAAGUUGGGUCCGAGAGCAAAAUAAAAACCUCCUCCAAGCGAGAGAGUAAGGCCACCAAGACGCUCAGUAUCGUCAUGGGGGUGUUUGUCUUGUGCUGGUUGCCCUUCUUUAUCUUGACUAUCACAGACCCUUUCAUUGAUUUUACGACCCCCGAAGAUUUGUACAAUCUCUUUCUUUGGCUGGGUUAUUUCAACUCCACCUUUAAUCCCAUCAUCUACGGCAUGUUUUACCCUUGGUUUCGCAAGGCCUUGAGACUGAUCGUCACAGGGAUGAUUUUCCAUCCAGACUCCUCCACCCUGAGCCUGCUUCCUGCACAUGGUUAG
Echinops telfairi (small Madagascar hedgehog) is the source of this 1044-nucleotide messenger RNA. RefSeq names its product trace amine-associated receptor 4. Gene Ontology annotation, molecular function: trace-amine receptor activity; 2-phenylethylamine receptor activity. Gene Ontology annotation, cellular component: membrane. Bases 1 to 1044 code for a protein of 347 amino acids. Lineage: Eukaryota; Metazoa; Chordata; Mammalia; Afrosoricida; Tenrecidae. The transcript has a single exon. Gene Ontology annotation, biological process: behavioral fear response; chemosensory behavior; G protein-coupled receptor signaling pathway. The record is from RefSeq and is a predicted model, not a curated record.